Messenger RNA from Armigeres subalbatus, 2617 nucleotides. RefSeq names its product calpain-7-like. Gene Ontology annotation, molecular function: calcium-dependent cysteine-type endopeptidase activity. Lineage: Eukaryota; Metazoa; Arthropoda; Insecta; Diptera; Culicidae. The record is from RefSeq and is a predicted model, not a curated record. The transcript is spliced from 4 exons. The coding region runs from base 232 to 2397 and encodes 721 amino acids. Gene Ontology annotation, biological process: proteolysis.
CAAAACAAAAGAACUGAUAAUGUUUGUUUUUUGAUUGCUUGAGAAGCAGAAGACGUAUUCGUAGAGAGCGUAGCUGACUCAUUCCUCGAAAGUUGUGAAAAUUUUUAUAUAAAGUGAAUAAAGUUCUUAAUGUUUUAAAAGUUAUUAAUGUGGUAUGAAUUUCUCAGGAUCUAAACUAUAUGUUAAGCACUUUGAACUUUGUUAAACCCGUGAAAGUGUUGUCCAUUAGAGAUGUCAGAGUCGGAAGUACGAACAAUUUUGACCCGUGCCCUUGACGCGGAUGAAGCUGGCCAGAAGGAGCUAGCCAUCGAUUUGUAUGGCAAGGCAGUGGAAUGUAUUCUUCGUAUAGAGGAUCGAGAAAAACGGGACAAGUUGAACAAGUUCGCCAAGCAGGCAAUAGAGCGCGCGGAGGAACUGAAAGGAAUCAAAUAUGUUCCGAAACCAAAAGAUUUGAAAGUUGUCCCGCAGCAUACGAUGCAUCCGGUGCGAAGUGGCAUCGGCUCAGGGAGAAGUCCGGUUCACAGUCCAAAGCUGGAAGUCAGUGGGGCUCAGGUUUCUUAUACCAGUGAGGAAAAGAAGGUGCUGGAAUUUACGUCGCACAUCAACUCCAAGGUUUAUGUUCCAUUCAUGGACAUUGAUUUGAUGGAGAAAUUCAUCUUUUCGAUUCCUUUUACGGAUCGCGAUGGUUUGCUUGAGUUGGCCCCUAAACAGAAACGGGACUUUGUCCAGUGGAUUCAAGUUAGCGAACUGAGUGAAAAUCCGGAACUGAUAGCUGGGGACCAUGCAGACUUCUAUAGCAUUCGUCAGACGGUGGUUUCCGAUUGCAGUUUUGUGGCCUCGCUGGCAGUGGCCUCUUUAUAUGAGAAGAAGUACAAGCGCAGAAUCUUGACGUCGAUUAUUUACCCUAGGAAUAGUCGAGAUGAACCGAUCUAUAAUCCGAGUGGAAAGUACUCGGUCCGUAUGCACGUGAACGGAAUUCCAAGAAAGGUUGUGAUUGACGAUUGCUUACCGCUGGGAAGGUACAAUCAGCUGCUUUGCUCGUAUUCGAGUAACAAAAAUGAGUUCUGGGUGUCCCUGAUGGAGAAAGCCUACAUGAAGCUGAUGGGAGGAUACGAUUUUCCCGGAUCGAAUAGUAACAUUGACUUGCAUGCCUUAACGGGUUGGAUUCCAGAGAGGGCUUCAAUUAGGACGAAGGAUCCAGAUUUUGAUGCCGAUGCAGUUUUUAAUCGACUCAGCGAAGGGCUUAGCGCUGGACGUUGUUUGGUAACCGUAGCCACUGGCGAACUCUCGGAUGCAGAAGCGGAAAGAACGGGACUUGUGUCGACCCAUGCCUAUGCCGUGCUGGACAUGCAGGAAAUUGACGGAGUGAAAUUGCUCCAACUAAAGAAUCCUUGGUCACAUCUGCGUUGGCGUGGAAACUAUUCCGAGUUGGAUGCGGUGCACUGGACCGCUGAGCUACAGCAGCAGUUGAAUUACGACCCAAAACUCGCUGCGAAUUAUGACAAUGGGGUUUUCUGGAUUGAUUACAAUUCCAUUUUGAACUUCUUCGAUGUGUUCUACCUGAACUGGGACCCAGCUCUGUUUCAGUACACUUACAGUAUUCAUCAGUCGUGGAGUGCGGGUGUGGGACCUACCAAAGAUGCCUACAAUGUAGGAGACAAUCCACAAUUCAGCCUCACCGUACCUGCUGGGAAGGGUUCGGUUUGGAUACUUUUGACAAGACAUAUCACUUCGAUUGAGGAUUUCAGAGUAAAUCGAGAAUAUAUUACGGUCCUGGUCUAUAAGAAUAACGGGAAACGGGUUUAUUAUCCGUCCGAUCCACCUCCCUACAUCGACGGAGUUAGGAUCAACAGUCCACAUUACUUGUGCAAAAUACGCCUGGAUCCAAGUUCGGUACGCAAGUACACUUUGGUGAUAUCGCAGUAUGAAAAAACGGCAACGAUCUACUACUCGUUGCGGGCGUACUGUCGUGAUAAGUUCGAAUUGAAGAAAAUCGACAACCAUUUCCAAACAGUUGAAAAUAUCAAUGGAGACUGGAAGGGGCGCACGGCAGGCGGAUGCCCAAACCACCCGCAAACCUACAAAAACAAUCCGCUUUAUCGGCUGCACAUCGGCCCCAAAGAAUCCAGCCAGUUAGUGGUUGAACUUCGUGGUCCCAAAGUCUAUCAAGUCGGACUGGAGUUGAGCGUUACAUCGCUGGAGGAUCCGGAGGUGACUGCCCCUUUUAUAACCCAGAGUACCGGCAGCUAUAGGUCCGGAUUUUGCGUGUUGGAUUUGGAAGGCAUCCCCGCGGGGGUUUAUCAGUUGCGUCCGUCCACUUUCCUGCCGGAACAGGAGUCGCCGUUUUUCCUAAAAUUUAAAUCAACAACGAAUUUAGUCAUCGAAAAGCUGAAUUGAACGGCGGAUCUGGGCUGCCUAUGAUCGUAUGGGACUGAUAUCGUAUUAUAGUAACUUAAAAGAAAAUGCGAUUACAGCCAAUGUUGUGCAAGGGAUUUAUUUUUAGCCAUAUUGAUGACGUUAGCUUAAAGCGGAAAGUUACUUUAGUGGCUCGAAGAAAUGACCACGUCAAUCUUAUCUAGUUGUGAAUACGUACCAACUAUUUUUUUUUAUUUCGUUA